Messenger RNA from Pseudogymnoascus verrucosus, 1778 nucleotides. RefSeq lists its product as uncharacterized. The record is from RefSeq and is a predicted model, not a curated record. The transcript is spliced from 4 exons. Gene Ontology annotation, biological process: intracellular signal transduction. Gene Ontology annotation, molecular function: protein serine/threonine kinase activator activity. Lineage: Eukaryota; Fungi; Ascomycota; Leotiomycetes; Thelebolales; Thelebolaceae. Bases 210 to 1352 code for a protein of 380 amino acids.
CACAGUUUCCAAACAACUCAGUUAAUGAACACAUUCUCAGACUCACUUAUAUUGAGUAUCACUUUGGGUGCAUCUCUGACGCUGACACAGAAAGUCUUUUGAGGUUUCACGGCACUCGGCGUAACAAAAACAUCAGUUAUUUAUAGAGCUGGCCUUGACUCGAACUGCGAGGACCCCGGGCGCAACACUCGCCAGAGAAAGGGACCACAAUGUCAUUCCUGUUUGGCAGAGGCAGGGCGAGGGCAAGUACAGUGGACUUGCCGAAACAGGCAAAAGAACAAAUCCAAAGACUAGAUGGCCCUGGCGGGGCAGCAAAGACAGAGGAGCUGUCCAAAACGUUGUUACAGAUUAAACUUAUACUGCAGGGAAGCCCAGAGGCUGAGAGUAGCCCAGACCAGGUUUACCAGCUUGUUACUGGGAUGAUAUCGGAAGACUUGCUGUAUCUGCUUGCGACGAAUCUCCACAUGCUAUCCUUUGAGUCACGGAAGGAUGCACAGAGUAUCUUUUCCUACGUCCUUCGAUUUCGAUCAGCAGGCGCAUCUCCGAAAAGCGACCCAGUUGCACUUAGCUACGUUAUAAGCAACCGACCGGAAAUCUUGGUGGCACUUUGCAACGGAUAUGAACAUAAAGAGAGCGCAAUACCUGCGGGAACUGUACUAAGAGAAGUACUGAAAAACGACGCAGCUGCGGCAAUAAUCUUAUACGACGACUCCGGAAAUGGGGGCAAUGGUUCGAAAGGCCUAACUGGAAUACAACCAGAAGUGCAGCAGAGUGGGAACGGUGUCUUCUGGAAGUUUUUCGAGUGGAUUGAUAAGGGAUCCUUUGAAGUGGGAGCAGAUGCCUUCACAACAUUCAGAGAACUUUUGACGAAGCAUAAGCAAAUAGUUGCACAAUACCUAUCGACCAACUUUGACCUGUUUUUUGACAAAUACAACAACAUCCUUGUAAAAUCGGACAGUUAUGUUACGAAACGGCAGUCCAUCAAGCUCUUGGGGGAGAUAUUAUUAGACAGAGCUAACUAUGCGGUAAUGACAGCAUACGUGGACCGUGGGGAACAUCUGAAAAUCUGCAUGAAUUUGCUGCGAGAUGACCGAAAGAUGGUUCAGUACGAAGGGUUCCAUGUCUUCAAAGUUUUCGUUGCAAAUCCACACAAGUCGAUCGCAGUCCAAAAAAUACUCCUUAUAAAUCGAGAGCGGCUGGUCAAAUUCCUCCAGCACUUUCUCGAAGAUAGGACUGAGGAUGAACAGUUCAUUGACGAGAGAGAAUUUUUGAUCAAACAGAUCAACAACAUGCCCGCGCAACCAGUGGAACCUCUCCAAAAGCCAGCGUUGCUUGGUUCUCAACAAAGGUAGUGUCCGGGAUACAGUACUGCUGGUGAUAGUCAGUCCCAGUGGAAACUUAUUUUAUGGACAAAAGAUUUUUGAUUGCCAAUGGGCUAUUCCAUAAUCUUCGACCUUUCUCAGUACAACAUGGCUCCAAAAUAGCCAACGACAAGCGUUCGUCUUUGUGGCGUUUUGGGUAUGAGGCGGGUCUCGUAUGGCAUCUCAAAUUCUCUAUCACCUGGGUCUAAAGCUGGCAGGAGACUUGGGAUUUGCCGUAGUAUACCGUUUAACAUGUGCUUAACCUGGCCUCGAUUCUGUGACCAUGGAGUUAUGUAAGUUAUGUAGGGUUGCUUGGGAAUGGAAACGGUUCCAAAGUUUCAAGAAUAUGAGUGAUUGCGGUCUGUGGGUGGAGUUUAUAAAGAUAAAUAGAGCGUAAUCCGAACGAAUAUCCAGGAA